UCACACAAGUUAAACACGCUCAUCUACAUGCAACAUGAUGAUGAAGUUCGAAAUGGAAGUAAUCUCCAAAGAAAUCAUCAAACCUUUGUCUCCAACACCUCAACAUUUUCGACGUUACCAACUUUCUUUUCUUGACCAAGUCUCUCCAUUAGUCUACAAUCCUCUCGUUCUCUUCUAUGCUCAUAAUAUUUGUACGAACCCUAAAAAGGGUUUUUCUGACAUCACCACUAUUUCCGGCAUCCUCAAAAGAUCAUUGUCCUAUGUCUUAACUCAUUACUACCCUCUCGCUGGGCGACUCAUAGACAAUACCUUCGUAGACUGCAACGAUGAGGGAGUGCCAUACUCAGAAACCAGAGUGAAGGGCCAGCUUUUGGAUUUUAUUCAAAACCCUAAUCCUUCUGAACUUAACUAUUUGAUUCCAUUUCAACUUGACAAGGUCACUGAGAUAACCUUUGGCGUCCAGGUUAAUGUUUUUGAGUGUGGUGGAAUUGCGAUUGGUGCUUGUCUUUCUCAUCAGAUCUCAGAUGCUCUGUCGUUUUUCACGUUUCUCAAUUGUUGGGCGUCUGUUGCUAGUGGUAGUGGACAAGCUGAGUUCACAAGCGAUCCAAGUUUUCUCAGUGAUAGGUUUGUGUCGGCUAAUCUCUUCCCACCGAGAAACACAUCAGGGUUUGAUACUCGGUCUGGGAUCACAAACGACAACAUCAUCUCCAAAAGGUUUGUGUUUAAUGCUUCAGUUAUUGAAGCUCUCAGGACAAAAUAUUCUCAAAACGACGAGAAGCUCCCUUCAAGAGUAGAAGCCUUAUCAGCCUUCAUAUGGAGUCGUUAUGUGUUGGGGACACAAGACCCACAGGGCCAACAAAAAACCUAUGCGGUGGUCCACGCCGUCAACCUCCGUCCAAGGAUGGAACCACCGUUGCCUCCGGAUUCAUUUGGAAAUUAUUACCGUUUUACGAUGACGCUCAUUCCAACGUUAGAGGAUGAAGAAGAGGAACGUAACUAUGGAGUUUUGUUUGUAAAACAGGUAAGGGAGCAAAUGAAGAAGAUUGACAAGGACUAUGUGAGAAGAAUCCAAGAAGGAGCAAAUGAACACUUGGAUUUCCUUAAGGAUAGUUCUUACAGAGUGCUUGUGAAAAGAGAGAUGAUUUCAUUUAACUUCACAAGUUUGUGUAGGUUUCCUCUGUACGAUGCUGAUUUUGGCUGGGGAAAACCUACGUGGGUAAGUUCCACUGCGUUGACUUUUAAGAAUCUGGUUGUGUUUAUUGACAACAAGAAUGGUGGUGGUAUUGAGGCCUAUAUUAGUCUGACAGUGGAAGACAUGGCCAAGUUCGAGGCUGACAAGGAAUUGCUCGCAUGUGUUAAUAAAUCAGAUGGUUGAUCAAUGCAUGUCCGUGAUGUCCUAUACUAAGAUAAAUACCGAAAUUGAUCAUUAGAACCUUACAUUCAAAGUGUGUGGGACAAAAAUAAUAUUAGAUUAUAAUGUGUCAAAUCUUUGAAAUCUCCUCAUGUUGCAACCCUAAAAAAUGGGACAAGUUCUCACUAGAAAAGAACUUUUUAUGUUGUAUAUGUCAUAACAUGUCCAUAUUUGAUAUUGUACAUGUCGAUACUGUUUAAAAUUAUAAGAGUGCGUGUUUUUCCUUGUA
Messenger RNA from Prosopis cineraria, 1640 nucleotides. RefSeq names its product stemmadenine O-acetyltransferase-like. NCBI's taxonomy places the organism in Eukaryota, Viridiplantae, Streptophyta, Magnoliopsida, Fabales, Fabaceae. The record is from RefSeq and is a predicted model, not a curated record. The coding region runs from base 35 to 1375 and encodes 446 amino acids. The transcript is spliced from 2 exons.